AUUAAACCACUGCUUGCCAAGGCUAAGUCAACUGCGGCAGCGACUGAAUCAGCAGAGCAACCGCUUCAAAGUAACCUCAAAGAGGGAGAAUUUCAGCCCGUGCCUAUAUUUCAAACAAGCUUGCAUUUUGGUGAGGGUCAUAUCAGCUAUAGCGAGGAAGCUAAAGAAAUAAAAGAAAGUUAGUAUUUUCUUUAGGGUCAAAUCUUUAAAAAUUGUUAUAUCUUAAUUAAGAUUAAACUUAGGUAACCAACACAAGGGCGCUAGGUCUUCAUAUAUAGCCAAUUUUUAGAAAAAUUGUGAACAGUUAAAGAAAGGUAGAUUCGAUUGCGGGAUGUGGUAGAUAGUUAUAAUAAUGAGUUCCAACUGUUUAAUCUAUAAGCGUAAAUGGUGGAAAUAUCAAUUAUGAAUUUAUACGAUAUAAAGACGCUUAUUAAAUUAUUAACUUAGUUAUUAAAAACUUGUAAUCGUAUGGAAUAUAGAAUAAAAGGGUGCACCUUUAUCUGUAGCCCAGUAUUUACCCACAAUGCAAUAUACAAAGUAUAGACGACGGUUCAAAAUUUGUAUGCUUAUUUUUCGGUAAACAUAGCUUAAAGUGGAUCAUUGCAAGACGAAUUCAUAUAUGAAUUUGCCUUGAUUGGAUAGUUUUUACUUAAUUCUUCCACAUUUUCCAAGGUACCAUAACUAUCGCAGGUCAAAGAAGAUAAACUCUAUAGAGGAACUAAAAAGAAAAAUGCUUGCUUUAAAAUUUUAGAAAAAAAUCAGUUAGAUGAACCUGCCUUAUUAGGGUUCAAUAAUUUUGUACCUCUACCGGCGAACCCAUAAACUCAGGCUCAUUUAGCAAAGCCAUACUAAGUGGUGAUUCAUUACGUAACUGAUUGUUGAUAUUGGUCAAACUUGUUAACAAAUAAACACAAAAGUAUAGAUACCUUGUAUACACAUCGAGAGGAGACCUUUGCAAACAGAUUGGGAAGCUCGCUAAUUGCCAACUUAUUAACGCUUUUUAUAGAAGGGAAAAUCGCGAUAAAUACAAAUGUAUUUUUUAUAUCUAAAAUUAGGUCAAAAUAAAACUUCAGUUGUAUUUAAUUGUACAAAAUCGGACGUCUACCUAAUUGCAGUACAUCUAAAUAAAAAUUAUAUCAAUCUUACCUUUUAUCGAACCAAACCGCAUCAUAAUUCCAUCGAAUGCUUUUCCGUUUUAUGCAUCACAUUCGUUUUAAUUAGCACAAAUUAUUAAAAGGUUAACAAUUUCAGUAAACACGACAGUGUACAAUAUUUCUCACUUCUCACUGGCGUUAUUUGCUUUUCCAUUUUCAAUUGCGCGUUUAAACUUUCUGUUUAUGUAUAAAAGCCACAAGUACACUGGUUACAAAAAUAGUGUCCGUUAAUAUUUCGAAGGUAACAGUGAAGGAUACAAGACGAUGCGCAAAUUCAUUAUAUUAGCCAGUUUAGUGGCAUGCUGUGUGGCAGCUCCCACACUCCAGCAAACAUCAAAAGAACAACAAGAUCACAGUGUACUCCUACAGCGUCCCAGUCCCAUCAAUCCUGAUGUACCUAGUGACCCUAAGCCACCUGAGAAAAUUAUUAAGAUCACCGAUCCAAAGGAGAUUGUGAAACAUAAGCGUGAAGCUGAAGAUGUUCCAUAUAAUCACAUUUCACGGUUUGCGCCAACUGCACAUCCCACACGACAGGCGGAGAAGCAACACCCACACGAAUCCGAGGAGAAACAUCUUGUAGGAGCUGAUCCUACUCAUCAUCGCGAAAAGCGAGAGAAACAACAAAUUAAAGAUACAAGAAAACCAGAAAAAGCACCAGCUCCGCCAGCACCUGCAAACAAGGCAGCAGUGAAAAAAGAUAGUCCGAAGCGUCCACGUGGCCAAAGUGGACCAACCAAAUCCAUUGUACCAACACCAGAACCAGCACGUGAUUUACCAAAGCACCGACUACGCCGUCAAGUGGACCCACAUCUACUAGGUGCAUCUACAGUUGGAGUGACUCCACUCAUUUAUCAAGAUGAUGAUAAAAAGUCGGACGAAGCUGAGGCGCAGCAUGAAGUUAAAUCCUCUGAAGAAUCAACAGAAUCCACAGCCAAACCUGCUACCCAUGAGUCAACUCAAGUUAAACGAGAUAUACCAGUGCCUUUAGUGCCGAAAUACCAUCAUCCUGAGGAAUCGCCAAAUAGUAAAAACCAAGAAGAUAAAGUAGAAGCAGUGAAAAAUAACGAACACCAUCCAAAUGAUGAAGACAGUAAAUCGCACGAAAGUGACGAAAGCGAUGAAGACUCUAAAGAAAAGAAGCCAGCGCCAGCUAUUCAAAAUCACCAGCCGAUCAAUCAGGCAGGGCAACCACUACCUGCCCAGCAGCAUCAAAUUCAAAUACCUGCACAACCCUCGCAUCCAGAUAUUGAAAAUAAUAAGCCUAUUGAAGUGCACAAUAAUGGUGAACCGUUAGAAGUGCGCCCACACGUUGGACAGCAGCAUCAAACUCAAACAUCAGCACAGCCCUCGCAUGCAGUAGAGCAAAAUGAUAAACCAGAGCCAGAUAAUCCCCAACAUGCACAACAACAUCAGCAUACGGAAGAUCCGGCAACGGAGCAAAAUAAACCUCAUGAAGUUCACAAUAAUGAAUCUGUCUUAGAGCAGUUGGCCG
Messenger RNA from Rhagoletis zephyria (snowberry fruit fly), 2646 nucleotides. Its product is annotated as sporozoite surface protein 2-like. The record is from RefSeq and is a predicted model, not a curated record. Lineage: Eukaryota; Metazoa; Arthropoda; Insecta; Diptera; Tephritidae.